GUCAUACACCAUGAGUCCGGUGUUAGUCCGGGUAAAUACCUGCUUCCUCGUACUCCGGAGGAAUAACCACUACCAUGAACUACGCGACCCUGCUCGUUUGCCGUUGACAACUGGUGCGUGAACCCUCCUCAAGGAAAUAUAUAGCGGUACGAGUAAAACAUACCGGCACACACGCUGCGCUAGCGGCAGCUUAACAUGCGUUUUGCCGAGAUUACUUGAUAGUAGAUCGGCGCGAUUUGAAUUCGGAACGAUUUGAAAAAAAUACACUUUUAUUUUUUUUGUUUUUGGAGUUCGAAAAAGUUUUUAACUAAUAAAAAUGUUUCUGUGGGUGGUUCUUAUCACGUUGGUGCUAUGGACAGUGGUGUUCAGGUACAGAAGACAAAGGAUGUACAAACUGGCGGGAAAGAUCCCGGGACCCAGCACAGAACUCCCCGUCAUAGGAAUUGCACACACCUUAGCCGGAGAUACAGAGGACAUUAUGUCGUGGCUACAACGAUAUAGCUACGCAGCUAUGGAGCACGAUGGAAUCUUGAAAGCCUGGCUCAAUCAUAUACUGUAUUUUAUUGUGAUAAAUCCCGUCGACAUGGAAGUGAUACUGAAGUCUUGCCUGGAGAAAGAUGAUCUGCAUAGAUUCAUAAGAAACGUUAUCGGAUAUGGCGGCAUUUUUGCGCCAGUAUCCAUCUGGAGAAGACGCCGGAAGAUCCUGGUCCCAGCUUUCAGCCCGAAGAUAGUGGAGAGCUUCGUGGAGGUGUUUUCAGAACAGAGCCAGAAACUGACGAAGCAGUUAUCAGAUUACGUCAGCACAGGCAGCUUCAGCAUUUGGCCAUUCGUCAGCGCGUAUACCCUGGACUCAGUCUGUGAAUCAGCAAUGGGAGUCAAAAUCAACGCCCAAGGGGAUCCGAAUACGCCUUUCCUACUUUCAAUGAGCCGGAUCCUCAACUUGGCUUGCGAGAGGAUAUUCCACCUUUGGCUGCAACCAGACUGGUUGUAUAAGCUGUUCACGUGGAAGUAUAACGAGCAUCAGAAAUGCCUGAACCACAUGCACGGAUUCACCGAUGAUGUCAUCCAGAAGAAGCGAGAGGAGCUCCGCAAUGAACAGACGAAUAAAACUGAAGCUGAUAACGCAUAUGAUUUAAGCAAUUACAAAAACAAAUCGUUCCUAGAUCAUCUUAUACAUUUAUCUGGUGGAGAAAAUGGAUACACAAAUGUUGAGCUGAGGGAAGAAGUCCUGACUCUAACCAUAGCGGGUACAGACACAUCGGCUGUGGCCAUCGGGUUCACCUUGGCUUUGUUGGCGAAGUAUCCCGAAGUGCAAGAAAAGGUCUACCAAGAGUUGUACGAUGUCUUCGAAGACUCGGAUCGUCCCCUAGUGAAAGAAGAUUUAUUGAAACUCAAGUAUUUGGAGAGGGUGGUGAAGGAGUCGCUACGUCUGUUCCCUCCAGUGCCUUUCAUCAUCAGAAAGGUGUUAGAAGAAAUCACAUUACCCUCUGGCCGCGUCUUGCCCGCUGGUUCUGGUGUGGUGUGCGCCAUCUGGGGGGUGCACCGGGACCCCAAGUACUGGGGCCCAGACGCAGACAGCUUCGACCCCGACCGGUUCCUGCCGGAGAGGUUCAACCUCAAGCACUCGUGCAGCUACAUGCCGUUUAGCCAGGGCCCGAGGAAUUGUCUUGGUUAUCAAUACGCGUUGAUGUCCGUAAAGACAGCUCUAUCAGCUGUACUCAGGAAGUACAAAGUGGUGGGACCAAAGGAAAAGACGUCACAACCCCACGUUCGAGUGAAGCUGGACGUCAUGAUGAAGGCCGUCGACGGCUACCAGGUGGCCCUGGAGAGGAGGCAGCCAGUCACCAAUAAAGUUAAUUAUCGGUUGAAAACAGAUGCAAAUUAUGGUUCAAUUGAUGGUAACUGGUUCAAAUUCAACAUAAUGUUAUGGCUACAACGAUAUAGCUACGUGGCUUUGGAAAGUGGUGGAUUGAUGAGAGGCUGGCUCAGCCAUAUACUAUAUUUUAUUGUGACAGACCCUGUUGAUUUGGAAGUGAUACUGAAGUCUUGUCUGGAAAAAGAUGACCUGCACAGGUUCAUACGAAAACUUACCGGAAAUGGCGGCAUAUACGCACCAGUAUCCAUCUGGAGAAGACGUCGGAAGAUCACGGUGCCGGCUUUCAGUCCGAAGAUAGUGGAGAGCUUCGUGGAGGUGUUUUCGGAGCAGAGCGAGAAACUGACGAAGCAGUUGUCAGAUUACGUCAGCACAGGCAGCUUCAGUAUCUGGCCAUUCGUCAGCGCGUAUACCCUGGACUCAGUCUGUGAAUCAGCAAUGGGAGUCAAAAUCAAUGCCCAAGGGAAUCCCAACACGCCUUUCUUACUUUCAUUGAACCGCUUUCUCAACUUGGCCUGUGAGAGGAUAUUCCAUCUUUGGCUGCAACCAGACUGGCUUUAUAAGUCGUUCACGAAGAAGUACAAUGAGCAUCAGGAAAGUGUGAGCCACAUGCACGAAUUCACUGAUGAUGUCAUCCAAAAGAAGCGAGAUGAGCUCCGCAAUGAACUGGAGACGAACACGGAGGCUGAUCAAACCUAUGAUUUAGGCAAAUACCAAAACAAAUCGUUCCUCGAUCAUCUCAUAAACAUCUCUGGAGGAGAAAGUGGCUUCACAAAUAUUGAGCUGAGAGAAGAAAUCAUGACUCUAGCCAUAGCGGGGACAGACACCUCAGCUGUGGCCAUCGGGUUCACCUUGACUUUGAUGGCCAAGUAUCCCGAAGUACAAGAAAAGGUCUACCAAGAGUUGUACGAUGUCUUCGAAGGCUCCGAUCGUCCACUAGUGAAAGAAGAUUUAUUGAAACUCAAGUAUUUGGAGAGGGUGGUGAAGGAGUCGCUGCGGUUGUUCCCUCCAGUGCCUUUCAUCAUCAGAAAGGUGAUAGAAGAAAUCAAAUUACCCUCCGGCCGUAUCCUGCCGGCUGGUUCUGGUGUGGUGUGCUCCAUCUGGGGGGUGCACCGGGACCCCAAGUACUGGGGUCCAGACGCAGAGAGUUUCGAUCCCGACCGGUUCCUGCCAGAGAGGUUCAACCUCAAGCACUCGUGCAGCUACAUGCCGUUCAGUCAGGGCCCGAGGAAUUGUCUUGGUUAUCAAUACGCAAUGAUGUCAGUGAAGACAGCUGUGUCAGCUAUCCUUAGGAAGUACAAAGUGGUGGGACCAAAGGAAAAGACGUCUCAACCCCAUGUUCGAGUGAAGCUGGACGUCAUGAUGAAGGCCGUCGACGGCUACCAGGUGGCCCUGGAGAGGAGGCAGCCAGUCACCAAUAAAGUUCAUUAGUUUGCUAUAUAAUAUUUUAAACUAUUAUGUUGCAUUGCCCGCGACUAGGGUUGCCAGGCGUCCGGAUAAAGCCGGAUAUAGUUAGGCUUUUUGAUUGCGUGUCCGGCUAAAAUAACCGAUGUCCGGCCUGUCCGGCUUUUUUUAUUUGGCUGCCGCGCCAGGCGAAAGAUGAUGAUAGUACUCACUCGUGAGCUCACUAAUUGCACCCUCCCCCCGUCGCAUGUCCGGCUUUUAGGGUAAAAUGUCCGGCCAAAUGAAGCACAUAGUUCG
This is a messenger RNA of Ostrinia furnacalis (Asian corn borer), 3574 nucleotides long. RefSeq lists its product as uncharacterized. The transcript is spliced from 18 exons. Lineage: Eukaryota; Metazoa; Arthropoda; Insecta; Lepidoptera; Crambidae. The coding region runs from base 317 to 3304 and encodes 995 amino acids. Gene Ontology annotation, molecular function: heme binding; monooxygenase activity; oxidoreductase activity, acting on paired donors, with incorporation or reduction of molecular oxygen. The record is from RefSeq and is a predicted model, not a curated record.